Molecule: messenger RNA, 4302 nt
Organism: Papilio polytes (common Mormon)
Lineage: Eukaryota; Metazoa; Arthropoda; Insecta; Lepidoptera; Papilionidae
Exons: 3
Coding region: 117-4205 (1362 amino acids)
Source: RefSeq, a predicted model, not a curated record
AAACAAUAAAUUGGCGUCUCCCGUUCGGUCAAAGUCAGUUUAACGCGACAAGUGUACCGUAUUUGGCGACCACAUCCAUGAAUAAAUAGGAAGACAGAGAAAUCGAGUCUUUCAAGAUGAGAUAUUUGCUUGUCAUCGCCGCUUUUACGGCUUUGGCCUUUGCAAAACCGGAAUUUUAUAAGGAAAAGGAGGAUUUCCAGUACUCCAGAAGCUCCACAGAUGAAGGUAGUAAGUCCGGCUUCUAUGGGGCUCAAAGAGGAAAUAUGGGUGGUAACUACGAAAAGGCACAUAACAUGGAUGGCUUAGCGCAGAACCAGAUGAGUGGACUUGUGCGUAAUGUCGAAGGUGAACUUGGAGACGGGUACAAACUAAGAACCGGCAGCGUGUAUAGUUCUGCCAACUCUAGAGGAAUCUACGGCUCCGGCCACUAUGACCUGAGCAAUCUACAAGGUAGAAAUUUCGACGAGACAGAAUCAUUUGAUAAUUCACAUUCUUCUACGAUGUCACAAAGUUCAGCAUUCGGAAAUUCUAGAUUAAACGGCGGCGCGUACGGCAGUAGCAACCGCGCCCAUAGCUCGGGGUACAGAGGCUACCAAGCUAGCGAUCAAUCUCAACAAUACAUGCAAACAGAUAAUUUGCAGUCCGCAGAUCAUUUACAAAGCGCCCAUGGCUACGGUUAUGGAAGUGAAGCUGCCCAGCUUUCUACAUCAGGAUUUCAGAGCCAUCACGAUUAUGAUCUAAGCGCCUCUAAUUUAGAUCGUACAGGUGCGUAUGGCAGCAAUAUGCGAAGCCGUAUCUUAACUACUGCUCCGGUAAGAGUUAUCGUUCGACCCGGAAUCAGGAGGACCGUGCCGCUCACUGCUCAAGUCUACGAUGCUGAUCACAGCGAUACCUCUUUUACCCAUGAGAACAGUAACAUUAACAGAGAAACAGAAUUAUUAAAUACUGAUGGACAGCAAGUGCACUACAGGACCUCGAAUGCCCCUAAACGUUAUGAAUCCUCAUACAGUUACCACAAGGAAUGGGAGAAACAUAAUACUCAGCCGAUAAAUGUCCCCGGUGCUGUACCGACAGUUAAUCCAUUUGCUGUUCAGAGUGAAACACGCGGAGACUUAAACGAGGAAAGAAAUUCUGAAAAUAUUCAGCACCAAUCAAAUAUGAACGCUUACAAUUCCCUAGCGAGUAACACAGCAUUUACGGCUAACACUCAGUCAUCAAGAGAAGCUAGAUAUCAAGCAGGCUAUAACACGAAACAUAGCUCCAGCUCUUCAUUGGCAGAAAACACGAAUGGAUAUAACACUGGUAGACGCAGUGCUUCUCAGACCGGUAGUUCUUUAGUAGCUUCAAAUGCUAAUGAAUACAAUACAGGCAGCAGUAGUUCAUUGUUAGCCUCUAAUGCAAAUGGAUACAAAACCGGUAGCACUAGUUCUUUAUUAACCGCGAAUACAAAUGGAUACAAUAAAGUUUCACACGGAACGAAUUCAGAAGAAGGUAUUGCUAAUGCUGCUGAUUCAGGAAAUCUUGUGCAGUCACUGAGUACGAAACCUAAAAGUUACCAUUCUUCUUAUUCUUAUCAUAAGUCUUGGGAAAGACAAGGCGACCCUUACAUCAUUAAACCAGCUGGAAGUGGUGCGUUUGAUGGCCAGGCAUCUCAGAAAUUAACUGCUGCGUCAGCCAGUCAAGGAGAGUACUCUUCGCGUCAUUAUGGAUCCCAAUACAAACAAGCUCAUCAUAGCUUUUCACAAAAUGGAUUCGAUAGUGAUUGCGACGAAGAAGGUCACGCACGAGUAGCUCGUUCUGCCGACUCACGGUAUAAACCAGAAAAUCAGGCUUACCAAAAUAUGUACCAUGGCCAAGAAGAAUAUGGCCAACAAACACAAAGCCGUUUGGAAAAUUUAGAAGACUUUGGGCAACAAACACAAAAUCAAUGGGAUAACCUACAAAACUUUGGGCAACAAGAACAGAGUAAUUGGGAGAAUUCACAAAAUUUAGGACAACAAAUUCAAAGUCAGUGGGAUAACUUACAAGAUUUAGGGCAACAACCUCAAAAUCAAUGGGAUAAUUUGCAAAAUUUAGGACAACAAACCGAGGAAAAGUUUGAUAAGCUCGAAGAUUUAGGGCAACAACCUCAAAGUCAAUGGGAUAACAUUGUAAGUCAAGAGAUAGAGCAAAAAUUUGAUACCUUACACACUAUGGGGCAACAAACUCAAAACCAAUGGGACAAUAUGCCAGAAAUAGGUCAAAUGACACAAGGAAAAUUGGAUAAGCUAGAAAAUUUUGGACAACAAACUCAAACACAAUGGGACAAAAUAGAAAAUUUUGAGCAGCAAUCACAAAAUAAAUUGGAUAAAGCAGAAGACUUAGGACAACAGCAACAAGUUACUCGGGGAAGCACGGAACAGCAGAAUCGCAGUUGGCAAAAAUUGGAAGAUUUCAAUCAACAUACGCAAAGCGAUGUGGAACAACAAAUACAGGAGCAAGAUGAACAAACACCCAAAAUGGUUUUUUAUAACAAAGAAUUUGGCCAGCGGCAAAAUGUUUUUGAUUUGAAUGACACUCAAGAUUCUCAACUAACAGACAAAAAACAUGACAGCGGAAGUAAUUUAUCUCAAAAAGAAGAUAAAGAUUUAAUUAGGGGUCCUUGGAAUAAUUUAAUGCUUAAUUUGGGUGCCAUUCAGCAAGAAACCUCCAAUUUCGAUUUAAAUAACCAUAAUCCAACACAUACUUCUAACAAAAAUAAUGACAGACCUGAUGAAGCUCAAAAUCCAGAAUUAUACGAAUUUGACUCCCCCAAAAUAUUUCAUAGCCAACAAACACAAAACACGUGGAACAUAAAGGAAGAAGACACAAUACAACAGAGACCAUUUGAACAAAAUGAAAAUUUAGGCUUAAAUAAUGUUGACUGGCACAACGCUAAUAAUUUACAGAGACAAACAGAAAAGAGCGCACAUUCAACAACUGAAAAAAACUCACAUCCGUUAGGUGGUCAGUGGCAUAAAACUGAUGGUGAUUCUGUAGAGCCAGAUAAAGAAUUUCAUUCACAAGAUGAACAAAAUUCUUCACUGUUAGGCGGUCUUUGGGAUAAAAUUGAUGGUAUAGCAAAAGAGACACUUAAAGACAUUGACGAGGAUGAAGAAGAUACACAAAAGUCUAAUAAAGUGGAUUCAACAGACUGGUCACAAGAAAUUAAGCCAAGUGCCACGCGCAACACACCGGAACCUUUGAAGCCUCAAAUAAAUACGAAUUUAUCUAAACCAAAUGUUACACCAAAUCAAGAUAAAAUUUCAAGGCCAAAAGAUGUAGGUCGCGGUGAUAUUGGACCUGAAGAUACUGAUUUAACGUCAGAUACCUCUGUGAUAAAUAAACCUUACAAAACACCAAAUGAAAUAGAUGCUUUGAGUUUAACGAGACAUUUAAACGUACAACCGGCAGACUCAAAUAGUGACAAAAAUAAAUUUAACGUGCUAAGUGAUAAAGAAUUAAAAAUAGUACAAGACUUAAUAAAAAAAAUUGAAAAUGAAGAUUCUGAUGAGGUUGUAAUAACUUCUACGAGCACACCACUUUCGCCAAUCCCAACAAUUGCAACUAACAUAGAUAAAAAUAUAUUAGCUGACUUAAAUGAAAAUGAAGAAAAAUUAGUACAAGCGAUCAACAAUAAGUUUAUAUUUAAUCAGAAUAAGAAACGAACUUCUACACCAUUUACACCUAGAAGAGAAAUUUAUGAUCAGCAAUCAAGAAAUAAGGAAGAAUUUGGACACAAUACCAACACUCUUCCAAUGUAUCAUCAUUCUGAUAAUUAUUAUACAAAUGUCCCCAAACAUUUGGACCAAAAAAAUGAAGACUAUGAACCUGAAGAACAACAAAAUUUGGAACAGCAUGUUGAAGAUUUUCAGCAAACACAGGAAUUACAAAAUCCCAGCCAAUUAGAAAACUUUGCACAGCAACAACAAAGUGAUUGGAAUUCUGAAAAUAAUCUUGCCCAAGUUUUAGACCAACAAUUAUUAUAUUUAGGGGAAGUCUCACAAAAGUUUGAUGAGAAACAGAUAAAUGAAGAAAUAAAAGAAAUUGAGGCAACACAUCAAACUAAAAUGAAUGAUUUAACACCUACUGAGCCAGAGCCAGACGCACAAAAACAUGGUUUUUGGAAAUCUGUAGGUAACAAAUUAACAAAUGCUAAAAAGAAAGUAAUGUCAUGGUUCUCUUAACAAUGCAAAUAACUUUUAACACAAAAUGGCCAGAAAACCUUACUUUUAAAAUACUGUUAAUUUUAGUUAAUAAAUAAGAUAUAUGUAAAUAAGAUAU